Messenger RNA from Mya arenaria, 1677 nucleotides. RefSeq names its product cytochrome P450 1A1-like. The coding region runs from base 1 to 1677 and encodes 558 amino acids. Lineage: Eukaryota; Metazoa; Mollusca; Bivalvia; Myida; Myidae. Gene Ontology annotation, biological process: progesterone metabolic process; hormone biosynthetic process. The record is from RefSeq and is a predicted model, not a curated record. Gene Ontology annotation, molecular function: heme binding; oxidoreductase activity, acting on paired donors, with incorporation or reduction of molecular oxygen, reduced flavin or flavoprotein as one donor, and incorporation of one atom of oxygen; iron ion binding. The transcript is spliced from 5 exons.
AUGCGAAGACGGCGAAGACACGAAAGUACGAAGGCGAAGGAGCAACGGGACAAAGGCGAAGGGGCGACGGGACGAAGGCGAACAAGCGAUGGGAAGACGGCGAAGAAACGAAACUGCUGUGGGCUCACCUCCAACACAGACCGUGCUACCGUUAAACUGAGGUUGGCGUCUUUCUAUGGUGCACUCGAAGCUAAUUGUGCCAGCCCCGUUCUUAAGAUAUGCACUCGAAGCUUAGGGUGCGCGCCCGAUGCUCAAGGAAGAUCAAAGAAUUCUUCAUGCAGUGCCCCUGGACCGACCGGCGUGCCAAUUCUGGGCAAUUUGUUACAGUUGGGACGUAAACCGCACCUGACGUUAACGUCAUUCCGACAAAAGUACGGCGACGUCUAUCAAAUUACAAUGGGAUCAUAUCCUACCGUCGUCCUAAACGGAUUGAGAGCAGUAAAACACGCGUUGGUCAAACAGGCCGAGGACUUCGCCGGACGGCCCGACUUCUACUCGUUCAGAUACAUCGCCAACGGCAAAAGCAUGGGGUUCAGUGACUACGGAGCUAAGUGGAAGCUCCACCGGAAGAUCGCACAGAACGCUCUAGCGCUGUGUGCCAACCGGAAGUACAACCCUAUCGAGGAGGCGAUCGUCGCGGAGGCGCGCCUUCUUGCCUUGAACCUGCAGAAAUCCGAUGGAGCGCCGGUCGAUCCGCACAAUGAGAUAUAUCUCUCCGUAGGAAAUAUUAUUUGUGCCCUCUGUUUCGGAGAGCGGUACCGCAGGGACGAUCCUGAUUUCCAGCAACUUGUCAAAAACAACGACGAAUUUAUGGCAUUUGUCGGAGCAGGCAACCCAGUGGACAUAAUGCCGUGGAUGCGACAUUUCACGAAGCGUUCCUUCCGGCAGUUCCUCCGCAUCCUGGAGACAAUGGACGGCCUCUGUCUGAAGAAGCAGCGGGAGCAUCUGGCCACUUACGACUCCGCGCGCGUCAGGGACAUCACAGACGCGCUUAUAAUGGCGACCGAAGAGACACCGAAAGAUGACAAGAAGGCUACCGGAUUAACUGACGAACAUAUCAUGACCACGCUACAGGAGCUUAUAGGUGCAGGGUUCGAUACCAUCGCUAGUACCUUGCAGUGGUCCAUCUUGUACAUGAUCACCAACCGGCAAUGGCAGGAAUUAGUGCACUCUGAAAUCCACAAUCUGUACGGCGUAGAUAGUACUCCGAACUUCCAUGACAUGUCCGAAUUGCCGCUCACUGAAGCGACGAUUCUCGAAACGAUGCGACAUUCGUGCAUUUUCCCUUUUGCACUCCCUCACAGUACGACGUCUGACACGGAAAUUGGCGGCCAUUUUGUUAAGAACAAGACUCUAGUGUUUGUUAAUUUAUGGUCCGUAAGCCACGACCCAGAAUACUUCCCGGAGCCCGAUGUGUUUAAUCCAAAAAGAUUUUUGAACGACACUUGUACGAAGGUGGACCGCUCAAAGGCGGAGCUUUUCCUCCCCUUUGGUGUGGGCAAGCGCCGCUGUCCUGGUGAAAUUCUGGCCAAAAUGGAACUCUUUCUGUUCUUUACAGUGCUUUUUCAGACUUGUAAAUUUUCCGUAGUUGAUGGGGAAACGCCAAUAGUGGACAGCAAGUACGGAUUGACUUUAAAGCCAAUGAAUUUCAAUGUGUUGGUGUCUAAAAGGCAAUGA